This is a messenger RNA of Cavenderia fasciculata, 444 nucleotides long. RefSeq lists its product as uncharacterized. Bases 1 to 444 code for a protein of 147 amino acids. The record is from RefSeq and is a predicted model, not a curated record. Lineage: Eukaryota; Evosea; Eumycetozoa; Acytosteliales; Cavenderiaceae. The transcript is spliced from 2 exons.
AUGAUUACACCAAACUCAUUUACAGAGAAUGAUUCACUUGAUAAACUAGUUUUAGCCUUUUUGGUAUUUAGAAUCGUGGUGUCUGCUGCCAUUAGUUUUUCUGCUUCUGUUCAAACAUUCUAUGAGAUUAAAUACCAACAUUGGCGUAAUGUCAUUAAUCCUAGAUUCCUUGUUUUACUUGGAAUCUCUAUAUUCCUUGCUUUAAGAAUUGUUUAUACUGGAGUAUUUAUAGAAACCAAAGAUCAAGGAUUUACAUCUUCAACUGUUUUUGUUAGAAUGUUUGUCACUUUUUUUACUCUACAAUCUUGGAUAUUCAUUGGUAGUUUUUGGAUGCAAUUACUCUUUACUUUAUAUAUUGCUAAAAGAGUUAGAAUGGAGGUAAUGUUGACAUUUAAUUAUACAAAAAUCCAAAAGAGAUUUAAAUUAAUUAUUUAUUUUAUUUAA